Messenger RNA from Aspergillus glaucus CBS 516.65, 571 nucleotides. RefSeq lists its product as uncharacterized. NCBI's taxonomy places the organism in Eukaryota, Fungi, Ascomycota, Eurotiomycetes, Eurotiales, Aspergillaceae. Gene Ontology annotation, biological process: tricarboxylic acid cycle; succinyl-CoA metabolic process. The transcript is spliced from 3 exons. Gene Ontology annotation, molecular function: succinate-CoA ligase (ADP-forming) activity. The coding region runs from base 238 to 516 and encodes 92 amino acids. Gene Ontology annotation, cellular component: succinate-CoA ligase complex. The record is from RefSeq and is a predicted model, not a curated record.
AAGCAGCGGUUGGAUUCCUCUUCUGUCACGUCCAGCGUGGGCUAUUCACCAUUUAUUCAAUAAGUCAACGCUGCGGUUAUAGAUCGGGAGGUGGUCUUACCUUAUUAUGAUAUGUCGUCCCGGCAGUGUUAACCAAGCAAUCAAUCUUCCCAUACUCUCUCAACAGCCGCUGCCCCAAUUCAUGGGGGGAGGAGUGCGAAUUUUUUGGAUGCGGGUGGGCAGACUACUACAGAGACUAUGGUGAAGGCGUUUGAGAUUGUUUUGGAGGAUGAGCGGGUUAGGGUUGUUUUGGUUAAUAUUUAUGGGGGUAUUAUUCGGUGCGAUAUGGUGGCUGAGUCCAUUAUUCAAGCUGCUGCGAGGUUAGGCCCAUUGCGGUGUCCAAUGGUUGUGAGGUUACAGGGGACGAAUUCGGAGGAGGGGCAACGUAUGAUCCAGGAAUCAGGUCUAAAUCUGAUUGCCGAGUCUGAUUUUGAACGAGCAGCUCAGGUAGCUGUUAAGCAGACAAGACUAAUGUGAGACGCAUGGCAUUAUACUUGAUAGUUUCAUUGAUCAAUCUCAACAAAUCAUGGGC